GUAGGGAUGAUGAUAAAGAGGCCUUAAUGAAAUUGCUAUUUUCGGACGAUCCAGAAGGAGAAUGCAAUAUAAGUGUGAUUCCCAUAGUGGGCAUGGGGGGGAUUGGAAAAACCAUCUUAGCUCAAUUUGUUUACAACGAUGAAAGAGUGCAGAAGGAAUUUGAUCUCAAAGCUUGGAUUUAUGUGUCUGAGCAGUUUGAUAUUUUCAAGAUUACAAAAACCCUUGUGGAAGAGAUCACUUCAUGUAGUUGCAGUAUUGAAAAGUUGAAUUUACUCCAGCAUGAUUUGAAGAAAAGGUUGUUAAAGAAAAAGUUUUUAUUCAUUUUAGAUGAUGUAUGGAAUCAAAACUACAUAAGCUGGGAAACUUUGAAGAAUCCAUUUGUGUAUGGUGCUCCUGGAAGUAAGAUUAUUGUAACAACAAGAAUUGCUCACGUGGCAUCAAUUAUGCAGACUGUUGAGCCUUAUUAUCUUUCAGAACUUUGUGAUGAUGAUUGUUGGAUGCUGUUUUCAAAACAUGUAUUGUUUGGAUAUGCAAAUUCAAAUGUUCACCAAAAUUUAAGAAAAAUGGGGAAACAAAUAAUUAAAAAGUGCAAAGGAUUGCCUUUGGCCGUGAAGACACUUGCGGGACUUCUGAGAUGUAAAGAUGAUACAAGGGAAUGGUACAAAGUACUAAACAGUGAGAUAUGGGAUUUGCAGAAUGAUGAGAGUAAUAUUCUCCCAGCUUUGAGAUUAAGUUAUCAUUAUCUUCCAUCGCAUCAAUCGAAACGCAAUAAGUUGUGUUUUGUAAUGCACAAUUUUGUAAAUGAUUUAGCUCAAUUUGUAUCUGGAAAGUUUUCUGUCAGAAUAGAAGGCAAUUAUGAAGUAGUGGAAGAAAGUGCUCAAUAUCUGCUGCAUUUGAUUGCACAUAAAUUCCCUGCUGUACAUUGGAAGGCUAUGAGCAAAGCUACUCACCUAAGAACCUUCAUGGAAUUAAGGUUGGUAGAUAAAUCUGUGAGCUUUAUUGAUGAGAUUCCACAUGACUUGUUGAUCAAGCUCAAGUCAUUAAGGGUGUUAUCUUUGGAAGGCAUCUAUCAUAAGGGGUUGCCUGAUUCAGUUACCGAACUAAUACAUCUUCGGUAUCUAGAUCUGUCUGGGGCUAAGAUGAACAUAUUGCGGGAAAGCAUCGGAAAAGAAUAUGGAUCUUCCAUUGAUGAAAUAGGAGAAUUAUCUGAUUUACAUGAACAUGUUAGCUAUGUGGAUUCAGAAAAGGCCAAGUUGAAUGAAAAGGAACUUCUUGAAAAGUUAAUUUUGGAAUGGGGUGAGAAUGCUGAUACUGACAAUUCACAACAAGAAAAAGACAUACUAGACAGGUUACAGCCCCAUACAAAUCUUAGAGCUUUCUAUACAUAA
This is a messenger RNA of Medicago truncatula (barrel medic), 1388 nucleotides long. RefSeq names its product putative disease resistance RPP13-like protein 1. The record is from RefSeq and is a predicted model, not a curated record. NCBI's taxonomy places the organism in Eukaryota, Viridiplantae, Streptophyta, Magnoliopsida, Fabales, Fabaceae. The coding region runs from base 27 to 1388 and encodes 453 amino acids. Gene Ontology annotation, molecular function: ADP binding. The transcript has 3 exons.